AUGGAGUCGGAAGGCAGGAUGGGUCCUCCGCUGCCACCGUCAUCCGCAAUCAUGCCAAGUCCCCCACCCCGAAAGCUGGUCACCGUCCGCCGUAUCUCACAAUUGACGCAAAUUAAGCGCAGUCGGUUCGAAGUGGCCACGGUGGAUGGGUGGAAUGUGGUCGUUGAGAAGGGCCUGUAUACAAUCGGCGAGCUGAUAGUCUACUUCGAGAUAGAUUCCUUCUUGCCCGAAGACGACGAUCGCUAUUGGGAGUACACCAUCAGUGGAUCCAUUCAAGAGUACCUUGGCAAGCGUGGGACUGUGGUCAGGACGCGCCUUCAUCUAAGACACAUUUCCCAGGGUGUCAUAUUUCCCUUGAACACAUUUCCAGAGAUCAUUCAAGACAUGAGAGCGCAGUGCAAAGCACCGGGCCCCCAUAAUGCAGCAGAGAUCGAGAAAAAAAUGAUGGACAUCGACUACGCUGGCUUACUGGGAAUCAAGAAAUUCGAGGAGCACUUCUUGGAUGAUGGCGUGAGCUAUGGGUACCCGCCCAUUUUCUUCCCUCAGCCUGGUUGUGAGCGUGCACAGAAUGUCGUCAGCUUGUUUGAGCAGUACGGCAAUGAAGAUUUCCACGUCACCGAGAAGGUAGAUGGUAUUCCGAUUACUGUCUACCAUGUAGACCCCCAGUCACAAUGGUUUGCGGCUUUGCCUCGUGGGGCCGACACCAAGGGUGCCGAACGACCUCACCUCGGCGUGUGCAGCAGAUCGGUUGACUAUAUGGAGGUCGACAAUUCGAUCCCCUGGAAAGCCGCUCGGGAACAGGGCAUCAUCUCCAAAGUGCCGCGUAUUGGUGCUCUUUGUGCAGCUGCUAGCCACCGAAACGGCGGCAACAACUUCGCCAUCCAGGGAGAGCUUUGUGGAGACGGGAUCAUGGGGAACAGUAUGCAGUUUCACAAAGGACAGCACCGUUUCUUUGCUUUCGGAAUCUACGAUAUCGAUAAACAGAAGUGGCUGCAUCCUCAACAGACCUUCCAAAUCUGCAAAAGUUUGCAUAUCGACCAUGUUCCGGUCAUCACACGAAAGAAGCUGAACCAUUUCGCAAAAGAUACUGAUGAACUGCUGCGAAAGGCUGAGGGACGAGGUGUCAAUGGAAGCAACCGUGAGGGGCUGGUCUUUCGAACUUUGAACAGUACUUUCAGUUUUAAAGCCAUCUCGAACAGCUGGCUACUAGAAUACGGACACCUCAAGAGCACUCCAGACCAAUGGUAA
Messenger RNA from Neoarthrinium moseri, 1248 nucleotides. RefSeq lists its product as uncharacterized. The coding region runs from base 1 to 1248 and encodes 415 amino acids. The record is from RefSeq and is a predicted model, not a curated record. The transcript has a single exon. Lineage: Eukaryota; Fungi; Ascomycota; Sordariomycetes; Amphisphaeriales; Apiosporaceae.